AGCCCCCGCGCGCCCCGCCGCUGGAUGGAGGCUGAGGUAGCCAUGUUGUAGUCGGUGCACACAAACCUCAGACCGGACAAACUCGCUGCGCACUCCGUUACCGUCGACCACACGGCUCCGAGCGGCCCGACACCCUCUCCCCUGUUCGGACUGCACACCCGCGGCGGCCACCAUGAGCGGCGGGACGCCCUACCUGGGCAGCAAGAUCAGCCUGAUCUCGAAGGCCGAGAUCCGGUACGAAGGGAUCCUGUACACCAUCGACACCGAGAACUCCACCGUGGCUCUGGCUAAAGUGCGCUCCUUCGGCACGGAGGACCGGCCCACCGACCGGCCCAUCCCUCCUCGUGAUGACACCUUCGAGUACAUCAUCUUCAGGGGCAGCGACAUCAAGGACCUGACUGUGUGUGAGCCGCCCAAACCCACCUGCUCCCUCCCUCAGGACCCCGCCAUCGUCCAGUCGUCCAUGAGCUCCAGCUCCUCAUCUUCCACCGCCGCUCCCACCCCGUUCCAGUCUGCUGGCUCCUACGGCCUCUUCAACCGGGCCCCUGUUCCAGCCUACAACCAGUUCAGCACCAGCCCCCUCGUGUCCCCCCAGUUUGGACCAGUGGGUAUCGGCCGCAGCAGUCCCACCCUGGACCCUCUACGGAAGAGCCCCACCCUGGAGCAAGUGAUCCAGACUUCCCCGUCUGCCGCGACCGCCGCCGCCACGGCCCCGGCCCCGGCCCCCGGCCUGGGACGCAGGAGCCCCGCCCACAGUCGCACGGCCCCCUCCGGCGCCGGUCAGAGCGGGCAGAAGGUCCAGCAGCAGGAGGGCGUGGACACACGGAGGGGUGAGACUGUCAGGGGAGGCCGCAGCAGCAGCCAGGGCUGGUCUGCACCCCGAACCAUCUCCGCCUCUCAGCUCUCUGCGGUAGAUAGGGCCCCCUCCUCAGGGCUUCCCCACUCUGUCUUUAGCCACCCAGGUGAGAGCUCAGACUGCAGCACGCACUCACCUGUGCUGCUGACCUACCUGAGGCACACCUGCCCCUCCGUCCUGACAGACUAGCUCAGGGUUCACACACGCUCUGCCAACUGCAAGAAUCUUUUUCUUUAUUAAUCAACAUAAUUUAUUGGCAUUUCGAGAGUCAUACAACGUAUUUCAACAGCGAAGCCGCCUCGAACCUCCCAUCAGAGGCUAAUUACAAAUGUGACAACCACAUAACAGCACACAUCAGGUAAUGAUAAGAAUAAUAACUGAGGCAAGUUAGUAUAAAACAGAGACAAUUAAAAAGG
Plectropomus leopardus (leopard coralgrouper) is the source of this 1272-nucleotide messenger RNA. The record is from RefSeq and is a predicted model, not a curated record. Lineage: Eukaryota; Metazoa; Chordata; Actinopteri; Perciformes; Serranidae.